This is a messenger RNA of Macrosiphum euphorbiae (potato aphid), 681 nucleotides long. Lineage: Eukaryota; Metazoa; Arthropoda; Insecta; Hemiptera; Aphididae. The record is from the annotation of a GenBank genome assembly.
AUGUCUAACAUUUUAUACACUAAAUUGCCACAAACGGAAUUUGAGUCUUCUGGGGUCUCAAAAGUGGACAAUCUAUUAACUGUUAAUCAGUUGGCACGCCAGUUGUUGCCAUUGAAAGUGACUAAUAAAGAAAUAGAUUCCGGACUUAAAAGGAUAUACUGGUUAGGUAAUUAUACACACAAGAAAAAACCAAAACCCGUAGAUAAAUGUAAACCAAAAAACCAAUUGAAACGAAUACUAGGAUUAAAUCAUCCUCCAAAAAAUGUUUUGUCAUACACUGAUGCAAUGAAGUUGAAUGAGCUCUGGAUGUCAUACAUGAAAAAAAUUGUUAACUUUGAUGAUCUCCACAAAAGAGGAUGGGAUGGUACUCCAGGAUGUAAACAUUGGGAACAAUUCAUGACUUCAUUGUACAAGUGUGAUUUUCAUGGUGCUCACAUUAAAGUGGUCAGUUCCAAAUGUUGUUCAUAUAUUUCAGUGGCAGGUGUUAUAAUUCUUGAAACAAAAAAUACUUUCCAAAUCAUCGGAGUUGAUGAUAAAUUAAAGACUGUACCCAAAGACCAGUGUAUUUUCGAACUAGAAUUUGAAGGUUAUAUCAUUCAGCUUUAUGGUAAACAUUUUGUUGUCAGAUCAAAAGAUCGUUCUAAAAAGAAAAUAAAGGAUAAUCUUAUAUUAGAACUGUGA